GCCGGACAGCAGCGGGGGCCGACGCGGGGCUCGCAGCUAAGGGGCGAGGAGGAGGGACCAUGGCCGCAUCCAGUAACUCCAGUUUGUCCGGCUCGUCGGUUUCCUCCGAUGCUGAAGAAUACCAGCCUCCAAUAUGGAAAUCAUACUUGUAUCAAUUGCAACAAGAGGCACCACGUCCCAAGAGAAUCAUCUGUCCUCGGGAGGUGGAGAACAGGCCAAAGUAUUAUGGAAGAGAGUUCCACGGGAUCAUUUCUCGGGAGCAAGCAGAUGAAAUACUUGCUGGUGUAGAAGGAGCGUAUAUUCUUAGAGAAAGCCAGCGGCAACCCGGCUGCUACACCCUUGCUCUCAGAUUUGGUAAUCAGACCUUAAACUACAGGUUGUUCUACGAUGGGAAGCACUUUGUUGGGGAGAAGAGAUUUGAAUCAAUCCAUGAUCUGGUUACAGAUGGCUUGAUAACAUUGUACAUAGAAACAAAGGCUUCUGAGUAUAUUUCCAAAAUGACAACAAACCCCAUAUAUGAGCACAUUGGAUAUGCCACUUUGCUUAGAGAAAAAGUGUCCCGGAGGCUGAGCAGAACAAAAAAUGAAUCAAGAAAAGCAAGUGUAACAAGUGAAGAAAAUACUCCUGUUGAAAAGAUCACCUCCCUGGUCAGAAGAGCAGCCUUAACUCAGAACGACAACCACUUCAACUAUGAAAAAGCACACAAUUUUAAGGUCCAUACGUUUCGGGGUCCGCACUGGUGUGAGUACUGCGCCAACUUCAUGUGGGGUCUCAUCGCUCAGGGAGUGCGGUGUUCAGACUGCGGGCUGAAUGUACACAAGCAGUGCUCCAAGUACGUGCCCAACGACUGCCAGCCAGACCUGAAGAGGAUAAAGCGAGUCUACUGCUGCGACCUCACCACGCUGGUGAAGGCCCACAACACCCAGAGGCCCAUGGUGGUGGAUUCCUGCAUCCGGGAGAUCGAAGCGAGAGGUUUAAAGUCCGAGGGCCUCUACAGAGUUUCAGGCUUCACUGAGCACAUUGAAGAUGUGAAAAUGGCCUUUGAUCGAGAUGGUGACAAGGCUGAUAUUUCUGCCAGUAUUUAUCCAGACAUAAACAUCAUUGCUGGAGCACUGAAGCUAUAUUUCAGAGACUUACCAAUUCCUGUGAUCACCUAUGACACCUAUUCCAAGUUCAUAGAGGCAGCAAAAAUCUGCAAUCCUGAUGAACGACUAGAAGCAAUACAUGAAGUGUUGAUGUUACUCCCUGCUGCUCACUACGAGACACUUAGAUACCUAAUGAUUCAUCUCAAAAAGGUUACCUUGCAUGAAAAGGAGAAUUUUAUGAAUGCUGAAAACCUGGGAAUAGUGUUUGGACCUACUUUAAUGAGACCUCCAGAGGACAGUACCCUUGCUACACUGAAUGACAUGCGGUACCAGAAGUUAAUUGUGCAGAUUUUAAUAGAAAAUGAAGAUGUUCUCUUCUAGUCAGAGAGGCAUAUCUUCAAAGCCAUUUGUUUUAAGAUAAUUAGUCUGAAGUAAAAACAACAUUUCUUUAAAUUUUUUUAAACAGAAAGGAAGAGUUCCUUGACUGCACUUCAAUUUCUGCAAAGUUGCAGAUGGAUGCCAAAAUGUUUAGGGAAAGCCUAUGUCUCAUAGACAUAUGCCUCUUUGUAGAAGGGAAAAAGAAGGUCAGAAAAAAUCCUCUUACCUUGUAUCUUUUGCCUUGCCUCAGAUGUAUAUUUGUUUUGAAAAGUUUCAAACAAUUUUAUUGUUAACUUAUUAAGAAACACAAAACGUAUUUUAAUAUGGCUAGAAAAGCAAAAAGGUACUUAAUCAGUGUUACUUGUAUAUGCCUAUACCUUUCCUUCUUCAUGAGACGUAAUUAUAUAUGUCAAUUGUGAAACAGAACCUAUAUUAUAAAGAUAUUUUUACUUUACCUAGCUGAAAGAAUGGCAUUUUAUUUUAGCAAACUAUACAUCAAUGCGGUGCAUUGAUUAUUUUCACGUAAUUAUUUCCUGCAUUUUUGCUAUGAUAUAUUGAAAACAAUUGCCACUAAUGCAGUAUUAUCCUGACAUACCUCUUCCAUUGCAAGUGUUUUAAAGGAGAAUACAUUUCUUGUGCAUAUUUCAGUUUUCCUUAGAUUUCUUUGCAUUUAGGCACUAGCACCCUAGGAUUGUACACUUCCAGCCAUUUGCUAUUUCCCGAAACAUAUAGUAUAUUCUCUUUUUUUAUUUUUUCUCCCAUGUAAGAUAAGGUCUUGAGAAUUGUUUUCAAAGUCCUGGUGGUAGUAUCAGUUUCACAUGCCAGAUUUUUCUUGGAUUACAGUAAUAUAUAAGUUGCGUGAUGCUGGGACACUGGAUAUUUUCUGGCCUUGUUGAAAGUCAGCACUUUUUUGGGUGAAUGAUGAAGGAUUUGGUUUUUCUGUAAAAAUUGACUUAUGUUUUGUCAUGUUUCUCUAUUUAUAAAUGUACAGUAAAUCUGCUAAAAUUGUAGGUAUUUAUCUUGAAUGUGUUUCCUGAUGGUUUGUUAGAAAAAAAAAAAAAAAAAAGAAAGAAAGAAAGAAAGACAGAACGUGUAGGAUAUGUGGGAGCUGGUAAAUUUAAUUAUUACCAAGUUUUAAUAUUUUUCUCCCCUCACAAACAUUGACCUACAGAGUUCGUAGUCUAACUGCAACUUAUUCCUAAUGUUAAAACUGUUUCUCAGCAUUAAAUGUUUCUGCAAGCGUAGAAAAUCAACAUACUUUACUACCAAACUCAAUUUUCAGUACAAAAAAAAUUCUAAUACUCCCUCAUCUUGAUCAUUUGUAUCAUAUGCUUGGUAACUCAGUGAUGCAGUUUCCUGAAUUAUUUCAGGGAGCACAUGUUUCUAUUCAAAUUGAAAAAUAUGUGUAACUAUGAUAAUGAAGAGAGGUAGAGGGUAUGACUGUAAAUUUGUUGUCUUCUAGAGAAAUAACUAAGGGCUAGAUAGAUUAACCCAGAUUGCAGAGCAGGUGCUAAAUAGUCUGAGUUCCCAAUACUUCCAUAGAUCCUCCUGCCUUGUGCAGGACUAUUUGUUGUAGGUUAUGUACUACUUAAUACUGUCAUAAAAAAUGAUCUGGAAAUGGUUUUAUUUUGUGAAGUGAAAUAUGCUUUGUAAUUUAUGAUAGUGUAAAUGGAAGGAAAAAUCCCAUUAAAUGUGUUAAAAGAG
This is a messenger RNA of Melospiza georgiana, 3167 nucleotides long. RefSeq names its product chimerin 2 (gene CHN2). Lineage: Eukaryota; Metazoa; Chordata; Aves; Passeriformes; Passerellidae. Gene Ontology annotation, biological process: signal transduction; positive regulation of GTPase activity; regulation of small GTPase mediated signal transduction. The record is from RefSeq and is a predicted model, not a curated record. The transcript is spliced from 13 exons. Gene Ontology annotation, molecular function: GTPase activator activity. The coding region runs from base 60 to 1466 and encodes 468 amino acids.